CGCAACCUACGGCGCAACCGAUAGGAGGCGGUUUUAUUCUCGGCCGCCGAGUUCCGUAGCCAUUUUGGCUCAAGCGUUCGCACGCCUUGCCAGGGUCGGCCGUCCGUGAUGGCUGCUCGCGGCGAGGCUAGAGGGGCUCUGGCUGCGGCCGAUGGCGCGGUGCUCGUCGCUGCCGCCGUCCGCGCUGCGGUCGACGCAGGCGCGCCGCGGCGCACCGCGGGCGCGGUCGCGCGCUCGGCCAUCUCCGCCGUGGCAUUCGCCAUGGCGUCGAGGAUGGCCGGGCCUGCUGCUGCUGGCGGUGCCGCGGCGGGCGGCGACAAGGAGGCGGAGCGGCGCCGUCGGCGGCGCGCUGCCUUGAAGGCGAGGCGGCUGGGGGGCGGGCGCGGCGCGGCUGCUGCGGAGCCCCCUGCAGGGCGCGGUGCUGGACGCGAAGGUGGUUUCGAGCGGGCGGGGGAGGUGCCUGCGGCGGUGCGCGCCGCGGCGGAGCCCUCGGAGUUCGCGGACGACCUCAUGGGCGGCGACGCGGACAGCCUCGACGACGAGUGGGCCGACGCCCCCAUGCCCCGUGCGCGGCGGCGGAGGCGGCGCAAGGCCCCUCGUGGGGUGGGCUCGGCGGCGGCGGCGGAGCCGGGCGCGGCGGCUGCGGGCGCGGCGCCGGCGGCUGGCGGAGCUGACGCUGCUCGGGGCGCUGGCUGGCGCGCCUUGCGGCGCGGCGAUGCGGCGGUUGAGGCGGAGGCCGAGGCGGAGGAGUUCCUCCGCAGGCUUGGAGCCGACCUCGAGGUGCCCUUCCCCGCCGCGCGGGGCUUCCUUCCGAGCGACCCCGCGGCGAUCCACAGCGCGCUCGCCCAGACGGAGCGCCUCGAGGAGCUCCUCUCGGGCGGCGGGCUUGGGCCUCUCGCAGGCCUGCGGGGCGGAGCGAUGCGGUAGGCGGCCGCCGCUCCCCAGGGCGUUGCGGCCACGCCUGAGACGUCGGCCGAUGGCCCUCCCGCCUCCUCGUCGGCUUCGCGCUCGAGGCCGCGUGCGGGGUGGGCUUUGCUGGACGGGCGUGCUGCGCGCCCUGAGGCUGCAGAGGAA
Molecule: messenger RNA, 1074 nt
Organism: Prorocentrum cordatum
Lineage: Eukaryota; Dinophyceae; Prorocentrales; Prorocentraceae
Source: the annotation of a GenBank genome assembly